AUGGUCGACAAAAAGGCAGUCAUAGCUGAAGAGCUUCACAAACCAGCUCGCAGGAACUAUAAACGUCGUCAUGUUGACAUCCGAGGUCUCGAUGAGACUUGGCAAGCUGACUUGGUUGAGAUGAUUCCAUAUGCAACAGUUAAUAAAGGAUACAAGUAUCUGCUUACAAUAAUAGAUAUAUUUUCAAAUGCUAUGAAGUCUGUACUCCAACAAGGUCGUAUACCUAAGAAUCUCCAUGUUGAUCAGGGUAAAAGAGUUUUACAACAAAAGGAAUUCAAAGAUCUGAUGAAGCAGCACAAGAUAAAUCUUUACUCAACAUUCAGCAAUCUCAAAGCAUCUAUUUGUGAGCGUUUCAAUAGAACACUUAAGACUAAAAUGUGGAGAGAAUUCACAGCUCGUGGUAGCUAA
Messenger RNA from Cotesia glomerata, 408 nucleotides. RefSeq lists its product as uncharacterized. Bases 1 to 408 code for a protein of 135 amino acids. NCBI's taxonomy places the organism in Eukaryota, Metazoa, Arthropoda, Insecta, Hymenoptera, Braconidae. The record is from RefSeq and is a predicted model, not a curated record. The transcript is spliced from 2 exons. Gene Ontology annotation, molecular function: nucleic acid binding.